This is a messenger RNA of Cydia strobilella, 3391 nucleotides long. It is a transcript of the gene Hs3st-B, whose product is annotated as heparan sulfate glucosamine 3-O-sulfotransferase 3A1. The record is from RefSeq and is a predicted model, not a curated record. Lineage: Eukaryota; Metazoa; Arthropoda; Insecta; Lepidoptera; Tortricidae. Gene Ontology annotation, molecular function: [heparan sulfate]-glucosamine 3-sulfotransferase activity. The coding region runs from base 218 to 1255 and encodes 345 amino acids. The transcript is spliced from 6 exons.
AUCGGAUAUCGGAAGUACUAAGUAGACUGAUCGGAUGUCCGCUGAAUUGAUUUUAUGUUAAUAUUUAAGUUAUUUUGGUAUCACUUUAUUACAGCCCCAUAGGAUUGUGUUUUGCUUACAUUGAUAAGUUUAUAAAUAAACAGCCCUGAAUUCUGCACCAUGAUAACAGUUUGUUUACAUUAAAUACUAAAACAAGGAAUGAAACGGAAAAACAGCAAUGAAAUGGAUUCCGGCUUUUUCGAAACGAACAUUGUUUAUAUAUUUCAUAUUAUUAUUUCUAUUAUAUUUAUUUUAUGUUUUGAAUACUUGUUUAGUUGACGAAAGAAAGUUUUCCCUGAAACGUUUUCUGCUGAAGGAACAUUAUUCAAAGUAUAAAAGUGCUGCAGUUCGUUUUGUUUCUCUGCUGGGUUUCAACACACUAGAUGCGACUGAUUACAAAUACCGCAGACUUAGAAAUCAGAAUGUAAUGCCAGUGAAAAGAUUGCCUGAUGUGCUUAUUAUAGGUGUUAAGAAAUGUGGAACCAGAGCCCUCCUGGAGUUUUUAAGGUUACACCCAGAUGUGCGAGCUGCAGGUUCCGAAGUGCAUUUUUUUGAUAAAUUUUAUCAUAAGGGCUUUGAAUGGUACAGGGACAGAAUGCCACCAACCCUCGAAGGCCAGAUCACAAUGGAGAAGACACCCUCUUACUGGGUGACACGGACAGCUCCAAAGAGAGUGCAUGCCAUGAAUCCGGAUGUGAAGCUGCUGGCGGUUGUCCGGGAUCCUGUCACUAGGGCUAUUAGUGAUUAUACACAGUCGGCAAGUAAAACACCUUCACUCCCUCGUUUCGAAGAGCUAGCCAUAGUGAACGGCAGCUGGGGCGCGGGCGGGGCGGUGGCGGCGUCGUGGCCGCCCGUGCGGCUCGGCGUGUACGCGCGCCCGCUGCGGCGUUGGCUGCGCCGGUUCCCGCGCGAGCGCCUGCUGCUGGUCAAUGGGGAGCGGCUGGUGGACGACCCUGCAGCUGAGAUGGCGAGGGUGCAGGAAUUCCUUGGCCUAAAACGUGUGAUCACCGAGAAGCAUUUCUACUUCAACUCCUCUAAAGGCUUCCCCUGCCUCCUUAAAUCGGAAAGCCGUUCCACCCCCCACUGUUUAGGCAAGACCAAGGGCCGGAGCCACCCCCAUAUCAACCCAGCCACCAUAGAAACUCUAAGAGGGUUCUACAGGCCUUUCAAUGAGAAAUUUUACGAAUUAUCUGGUAUAAAUUUUGGGUGGCCUUGAUGUGUUGUGAUGUAUGGCUAUUGCCUUGGUAUUAAGGUAGUUUGUUCCUAAUUUUGUAACGAUAUCAUUUUAAUGUAGGUGCUGUUACGUUGGUUUGUGAAUGGAAUAGUGCAACAACAGCAGAAGUAUAUAAGUGAGUUAAGAAUUUAUGACAGUUACAGUUAAAAAUAUACACAUAAGCCCAUUGAUCUUUGGAUUUAGCUUUGACAGUAAGUAGCACAAGAUAUUAUGUGAGCUUUUUGAGAUAGGGAACUAUUAUAAUAAAUUAGAGUAACUAUAGUUUUUGUUCCAAUUUCGGAACAAGACCAUAGAGUAAAACUACAGUCUGACAAUAAAUUGUAGAAACACUCAAAUACCCUAUUGUCACUUUUUAAUUUCUACAAUUUCUUGUCGGACUAUAUUAAUUUUAUUGCGAAAUUAGUGAAAGAAGACUUAUAAUUAGUUGACUGUAUUCGAAUUUUUAACGGCUAGUAAGAAAAAAACUUCCAUUUUGUAAGGGUUUGUAGGUAACGUAUGGGUUAGCAAUAAAUUAUGAUAAACAAUUACAUACUCUUCUUUCUAGAAAAAAAAUACAGUAAUGUGUUUUUUUAGGAGAGCAUCAAAAAAGUCCGUAUUGACUGUAUUUAGGUAGCAGUUCCUAGUUUUUAUCGAUAAUAUCAUAGAUUCCUAUUGUCGUUUCAUUUUUUAAGUACUUACUAUAAACAGAUUUAAUUAUUAUUCUGCGUUAGACAGCUUUUUGUGAUACCAGUAUUAUCAGUUUGAAAGCACAAAUCACUUAUUACUUGAUAUUAUUAUUACUUAAGUAAUUUAAUAUAUUUAAAACAUCACAAAGUGUUAAUAAUUUAAUAAAGCAAUUUUGUUCCUCGAGUGGCAAUACCUACCGGUAAUUUACAGUAUUAUUAUAGUGUUAUGCAUCAUCUGCCAUAAGUAUUAGUCUUAUUAUUUUAAGGCAUAAUUUUAUAGUAGGUAUAUAGGCUUCUUAAGUAACUUUGCCUCACUUGUAAUUGAUCUGCCUCAUUAGUUAAAUUAAGUAGUUUAUUACUAUGUAAUUUUUUUUUUGCUUUUUGGUUAUGUGAUAGGUAAUUUACUUCUGAUUCGUGAUUUACAGGUGUUUUUUAUCUGAACAUCUAUUAGACUUAUAUUGACCGGGAUAUAGACCGUGAUUACCUUUUGUAUUAUUUGAACAUCUAUUGUUUAAUUUUAUUGGACGUAGUUCGGCUAAUGGGAACGAACCCACACUAAAUAUCCAUUCAAAAUUUUACUUCAUGCUUUAACAAGUACCUACGAUUUUUUUUAUUGUGGGGUUGGUUCCCGUUUGCAAAAUUCCGUCCAAUUAAGAAAAAGUUUAAAUAUUGUCAACAUUCAGCUACCUAAGAUGAUUAUCGGCAUACACGAUGCGCAACCCAUUUUCAAAUAAAAAAUAUAUUUUGGUUAUGCAUAAACCAAUUUAUGCAAUUGUUAUUCAUUACAACGAAAAUUUGAUAAGCUAGUUCAGAGACAAGUAACUAAUAAAGACUUCAAUCCCAUAAGUAUGUGCAAAGUCGCAUUCAUUGUAUACUGCAUAUGUAUUUGCUAUUGCACUUUAUUAGGUUUGCGAAUAUUUUGCCAGUUAACAGUGGACGUUACUGGUCUUUUUUAUUUACUUGUCUAUUACGAUUUGUAAACUUUAAUAGUUAGUAAGAUAGCUUGUAGUGUAAUACUUAGUUAGGACCUUGCACUAAGCCAUCCGAAAACACGUGCCAUUAUUAUUGCUUAAUAGAUUACCAUUUAAGAAUAAAAGCUUUAAUAUUUUUAGUUAUUAAUAGUACAGAGGGAGUAAUGUAAAAUUGAAUUACUACCAAGAAUACCGUAAUGCGGAGGACUUUUGAAAUAUAGGGUUUUAAUACUGGACUAUAUUUUAGUUCGCAUUUUAUAGAUGAAGUGCGCUGUUCUGUUGAAUUAGUUCCUCGCUCUAGCCAAACAACCAAUACGGUUCAAAUGAGUUAAUUACGUAGUUCGAAAAUUAUAAUAAUUACUUAGAUUUAUUCGAGAACGAGUAAAAAAUCUACGAAGGUGUUACUAGUUACUCCCCCAUUUAUCUCCAUGCCCCCAACUAUUUAAUUGUCAAAGUCACCCCAUAUUUCACGGUACAAACUU